AUGACGAGUAUGAAUAUGAAUAUUGAAGAGACGAGGAAUGUGUUGUCGCUGCUCAAGUCCGAUCUCCGGCCGAUCGAAGACGUUCUCGCGGAAUUCAACUCCAAGUUCCCACGCGCUCGUCACUUAGCUGUCUGCUACUCUCUUUCCCUGCUCUUACAGGCACGUGCGCUCGCCCUUCCUUUGAACUCCCCUCACGAUCUGAUGUUGCUACGGAGUACUGAGCGUAUAAUUGCGUUUGCUAUCAUGUACCAGUGUUAUUCUUCCAAGAAACCAUCUGUAAACCCGUUUUUAUCUGAAAUGGUGAAUGCUGCUUGUAAUGAGCAAGCGGAAAAGCACGAGAGAGCGUUUAUUCUUCACCUGUUACAAUGGCAUAGCUAUAACAACGCUAAAGAGAUUCUCAAACUGUCGGCUGCUGAUUAUAUCAAAUCGUUUGAUCCGUCAACUCAUGAUUUUCCGGAGCUAGGAGAGUUGCAACGAGAGUAUGGCGCCAAAGCUGAUCAUGGACCAGACUAUGCCCUCAAAAAGCUAGUGCCUGAUCCUGAUGUUCCUCGUGGGUGCGAUCCUAACUCUCCAGAGUUUGAUGUGCAACCUGGUGGGAAUUCCAAAAUUGGAUGUGGUGAUAGAGAUGAGGCCAUAACAGGAAUAUUGGGAAGUUUGACAACGGGAGGAUUAGCUCCUAGGUGGAUCCGUCCAUGUCCUCCGAGGUAUCCAGUUCAUCAGAGCGAGUUGCUUUGGAUUGAUCCUGAUAACAAGCAUGAGCUUAUUUGGGACGAUAAAAUGUGUGCUGACACUAGCAGAGGCGCGACAGUUAGGGACUUACUUGUUAAGGGUUUGAAGGUGACACUUACACCAACGGAGCAAGAGGACAUCACUACGUCAUUGGCAAAUGAUCCAAAACUUGUCUAUCACUGUGGAAUAACUCCACGGAAGCUGCCGCAAUUAAUAGAGCACAAUCCUCAAAUAGCAGUUGAGAUUCUGACCAAGUUGAUUAACUCCCCAGAGAUUGUUGACUAUUUCACAGCUCUUGUAAGUAUGGACAUGAGCUUGCACUCGAUGGAAGUUGUGAACAGGCUCACAACUGCAGUUAAGCUUCCCAAGGAAUUUAUACGCAUGUACAUCACUAACUGCAUAUCGUCUUGUGAGAACGCGAAGCAAGAUAAAUACAUGCAGAAUAGGCUUGUUCGACUUGUUUGCGUCUUCUUGCAAAGUUUAAUUCGUAACAACAUCAUCGACGUGAAGGAUCUAUUCAUAGAAGUUCAAGCUUUCUGCAUUGACUUUUCACGGAUUCGUGAAGCAGCUGGUCUCUUCAGACUCUUGAAAACAUUGGAAUGA
This is a messenger RNA of Eruca vesicaria subsp. sativa (arugula), 1332 nucleotides long. The record is from the annotation of a GenBank genome assembly. NCBI's taxonomy places the organism in Eukaryota, Viridiplantae, Streptophyta, Magnoliopsida, Brassicales, Brassicaceae.